Molecule: messenger RNA, 1546 nt
Organism: Brassica oleracea var. oleracea
Lineage: Eukaryota; Viridiplantae; Streptophyta; Magnoliopsida; Brassicales; Brassicaceae
Product: probable sucrose-phosphatase 3a
Exons: 8
Coding region: 69-1343 (424 amino acids)
Biological process (GO): sucrose biosynthetic process
Molecular function (GO): magnesium ion binding; sucrose-phosphate phosphatase activity
Source: RefSeq, a predicted model, not a curated record
AUCCCAUUGAAGUGUUCUAAGGGAAGAAGCAAAGAACAGAGCAAAACAUCUCAAGCUUGUGAAAAACGAUGGAUAGGCUUGAUGGACCACCACGUCUCAUACUAGUUGCUGAUCUCGACUGCACGUUGGUUGAUCACGAUGAUCCUGAAAACACACAUCUCCUUAGAUUCAACGCGCUAUGGGAAGCUCACUAUCGCCAUGACUCAUUGCUUGUUUACUCCACCGGAAGGUCUAUGCUUUCUUACUUGAAUCUAGGGAAGAAGAAACCGUUGUUGACUCCGGACAUCGCCAUAACUUCAGUCGGUUCUGAGAUAGCAUACUGUGGCGAGUUGGUAGUGUUUGAUGAUGUUUGGGUGGCUCGUUUGAGUGAAAUGUGGAACAGAGACAUUGUCGUCGAGGAAACUUCUAAGUUCCCUCAACUUGAGCCGCAGCCAGAGAGGAGUCAAGAGCAGCACAAGGUGAGUUUUUAUGUGGAAAGAGAACAUGCUGUGGAAAUAAUGAAGGUUCUCCCAGGAAUAUUAAUGGAGCGUGGGGUUGAUGUGAAGAUGGUUUAUAGCAACGACUACGCUUUCGAUGUUUUACCAGGAAAAUCUGGCAAAGGAGGGGGUCUGACUUAUCUACUUGAAAAGUUGGAGAAUGAAGGGAAGCAGUCUUCUAACAUACUUGUUUGUGGGGACUCUGGAAACGAUGCUGAGCUUUUCAAUAUUUCUCAAGCAUAUGGUGUAAUGGUUAGUAACUCGCACAAAGAACUAUUGCAAUGGCAUGAAGAAAAUGCAAAGGACAACCCAAAUAUAAUCCUUGCGUCCGAGAGAUGUGCAGCUGGAAUCAUAGAAGCCUUACAAAGGUUUAAUUUGGGACCAAGCUUCUCUCCAAGAGAUGUUUUGGAUGCUGAACAUUUCCAAGAGGAAGUUUUGGAUCCUGCUCAUGAGGUGGUUCAGUUUUAUUUAUUUUACGAGAAAUGGCGUUCUGGAGAGGUGGACAAGUCUGACAAGUAUUUGCAGAACUUAAAAUCACUCUCUAGUCCACUUGGUAUAUUUGUACAUCCAUCUGGAGUGGAGAAACCGAUACAUGAAUGGAUAGAUGAUUUAAAAACUUUACAUGGGGAAGGGAAGGAGAAGCAGUUUCACAUUUGGUUGGAUAGAGUUUUGUUUUCUCAUAUCAGCUCAGACACAUGGAUUGUAAAAUUUGACAAGCAUGAGUUAUCUGAGGGAAAAGUCCGGUCUUGUUCUACAAGAGUGUUAUUGAGUUGUCAGGAGGAAAAGCAAAAGCUGGCGUGGAUGCACAUCCACCAAUCAUGGUUAGCUGGUUUCUGUUCAGAUGAUCAAGAAACAUGGAUUUUCUGAAUCUGUACCGUGACAUUAAGAUGAUACCUGUUUGGGACAGGAGCUAACCAAAAGAGCAUAGUGUUUUGUGUUUUACACAUCUUGAAAAGUAUUAAAUAAGGAAAGAUUGUGCCUGAAUUGGUCUGUCUUUGGAUCACAUUUGGUUUGUUUAGGACCCCUUAGGUCUCUACAACAAAACCUUUUCUUUGUUUUAUGUAUCUGAU